GUUAAGUAUCAAGGCUCAUAAAAAAAUAAGUUUUAUAGCACAUUCUCUCUCAAUAUCUAAUGGUCCCCACAUAUAUCACUUCUCUCUCUCAAUAUCUAAUAAAAAAAAUUAUUAAAAAUGUCCACAUCCCCACAAAAUCUCGGCCACAACACUUCAAAUGAAAAAGUAAGUCAAUUUUCGAAUCUUCUAUCAAAAUCAAUUUUGUCCUAUAUUGUCUUUUUCUCUCUCUUCCUACACGAACCCUAGCCUCCCGUGUAUGCACAGAAUUUUCACGCCUCUCACUCUUUUGCUCAAGAAAAUUUCCAAGUGAAACCGUGUGUGCACACCAUUUCCCUCUCUUGUACAAGCUCAAAUUUCACCCAAUUUGAGAGCAAAAUUUCACCCAAUUUCACGCCUCUCACUAUUUUCUACAAACUACCUACCGUGUGUGUACCGUGUGUGGUUUGAAAAUUGAAACCCCAAAGCCGUGUACUCCAUAAUAGAGCAAAAACAACUUGGUGAAUUAUUCUAUCUUCUCAAUUAACAAUGAGUGAAACUGAAUCCGACUACUCCAGAGAGGAAGAACAGCCUGUAGAACGAGGCCAUCGCCCGAGUACAUCGAGGAGGGAAAAAUACCCGACGCCGAAUCCGCCUCCGAGGCAUGUUUGGUUACGUCCGUGCAUGCAAGGUUAUGCCGGACGAAUCAAUCACUAUGUAAAGGACACGACACUGAAGGAAGUGGAGACCUGUCUGACGCACUACCAGCGAUUGGAACAAUUUAAUCAAGGUCCGUUUGGGCAUUUACUUCAGUUGAAGAGGCAGGAUAGUGCGAAUGCCGCACUGCACCAUCUUCUUGCACGGGAGUUGUAUGACGAAGCAUUCGGUCCGUGGGAGAAGUGGUUCCACGUUGGUGGACACGACAUUCGAUUCGGCGCAGUGGAGUAUUGUCUGGUGACGGGGUUGUGUUUCGGGCCAUCCCCGCAGCGUUUUGAUCCUGAUGUGGAUCACCGUGUUGGGAAGCAGAGUCUAUGGCACCGAGUUUUGAAAGGCAAGAAGGUGGAAGUGAAGGAUCUGCGGAAGCGGUUCGUGAGCCGCAGUCUGGGCAACAGUGCCGAGGAUUAUUUGAAGGCGGCCAAUAUUCUCGUGGCGUAUGAUCUCAUCUUCUGUCGGGAUUAUAAAUACGUGCACGAUUGGGUGUGGGCACUGGUAGAGGAAGAUCAGGCAUGGUCCGACUUCCCGUGGGGCUCUUACUCAUUCCAGAUUUUGUGUCAUGGGAUGAGUGUGUUGAAGAAGCAUCCCAACGAGAUUACCGGUAAUAGGAAGACGUACCACUUCUAUGGGCCCAUAUGGGCAUUACAGAUUUGGUCGUACGAGGCCAUUCCGAGGUUGGGCCGCGCGUGUGGGAUGCGUGACACGAGGUUGCAGAUGCCACGAUUGGUGAACUGGACGACUUGGAAGUCGGCUUCUGACUUCACCCACUUUUUUGAUGCUCAUGAGAAAUGA
Molecule: messenger RNA, 1482 nt
Organism: Salvia miltiorrhiza (redroot sage)
Lineage: Eukaryota; Viridiplantae; Streptophyta; Magnoliopsida; Lamiales; Lamiaceae
Exons: 3
Coding region: 526-1482 (318 amino acids)
Source: RefSeq, a predicted model, not a curated record